Molecule: messenger RNA, 7166 nt
Organism: Labeo rohita (rohu)
Lineage: Eukaryota; Metazoa; Chordata; Actinopteri; Cypriniformes; Cyprinidae
Gene: ppp1r9a
Product: protein phosphatase 1, regulatory subunit 9A
Exons: 21
Coding region: 316-3648 (1110 amino acids)
Biological process (GO): calcium-mediated signaling; actin filament organization; neuron projection development
Cellular component (GO): postsynaptic density; cytoplasm; dendrite
Molecular function (GO): actin filament binding
Source: RefSeq, a predicted model, not a curated record
UUUUCCGGUCAAAGGGGAAUUCAUGCACUUCACGAUUCAUUAGGAAGAAAAAAAAAACAGUCCAGACUAAUUGCAGGAUUGUGAAGACGUCAAACUGUUCAAAGUACUGUGCCUGGAAGUCAAUGUUAUGCACAAAACUGGGUCAACCUGUCAUGACUAAGCUGUGGCCGAGAACACACUCAAGGUGAAGUGACAGAAUGCUAUUCUGAAGCUGUCCACUUAUCAGGAAUCCCCAACAAAAUGUGAUUGCACCCAACAAACGUUCUGAAGGAAUGUUACUGUAUAUUUGAGAAGACCUCCAUUGUCGAGGCUAAGAUGUUGAAGACAGAGGCCUCGGCAGAGAGGAAUACCCUGAGGAGCGCUUCCCCGCACCGAAAUGCCUACAGGGCGGAGUUCCAGGCUCUAAAGAAGGCGUUUGACCAACCGAGACAGGAUGGAGACCCCAAACACAAGGACCCGGAGGGCGUCAGGCAGCCUCGAGGGCGGCAAUACGGGGCCCAUGUCAGUCGCAUCAAGAACAUGUUCAUGCAGAUGGGGACCGAGAACACUGGGUCCAGCAGACGGUCGAGGGAUGAGACCUCCCCACAGAAACUCAACAAGCCAACAAACUUCAUCAACAGGGCGGAUGGGUCUGUGGUCAAGUUCCAGCAUGGCAAUGGAGAGCGGACUGCCGCUGGCCAACAUAACUCAAAGUUCUCCGAAACAAGGAAACUCUUUGAGCAGAGCUCCAGAGAUGCCUCACAGUCGCCUGUGUAUUCGUACGGCCGGGACAAGAGAGGUUCUCACGAGCAUUUGGAUGACUGGCGGGGGGCGCGUUCAAACCGAGGCAGUACGGACUCUUUAGACAGUCUUUGCUCCAGGACAGAGGCCUCAUCUCCCACUGUGAGUCAGCUCAGUGCUGUGUUCGAAAAUAUAGACCAACAGGGCUCCGGUGCUACGUUCAAAAGAGGCCACGGAAGUGGAAGAGGGCUGUACUCCCCAGAUGGCUUACAGAAACAUGGAGAGGCCAGCGAGGACGACGCAAGUGCGCGACAGUCUCCGUCACGUGGUUUUUACAGGACGCGAGUGGGUAGCAAGCACAAUCUGCCGGUUUCUUCAUCUUCUGAAGAUCUUCUCAGUCCUAGUCCUCUGCCGGAGGCCGUGGACCAGGUGAAACCUGAUGACAAGAAGUCCCAGGAAACCUCUGAGGUGGUUGAUGGAUCCAGUGAACCCAAACCAAAUGAUGAGGUAAACUCAACCAAGGCUGUAGACGGUUCUUCAUCUGCGGCUGAAGUCAGUGACACUGCAGGAAAUUCACAUGAGGCUACGGCUACCAAGGUACACGAGGACACAGACGGUCAUGUGAAAGAGGAGUCUAGCCGGAUUACAGAGGAUCAAACUGAAGAACCCAAUGAGGAAUACUGUGGCAAUGAGAGAGUUAUUUUCAAUGCCGAUGGAGAUGCUUGCUACCAGGGCUGGGGGGAGAGCUGCACCGACCCAGAGGAUGACCUAUAUGAUGACGAUCUUUCCUAUGACCCAGGAUCAGAGAUUACAGAGAUUCCCGGGCUUCCAGAGGAGGAAAAGGAGGAUAUUCCACAAAAACGGAAAAUUCGAUUCAGCUCUGCUCCCAUAAAAGUGUUCAAAACCUACUGCAAUGAAGAUUAUGACAGGAGGAAUGAAGAGGUGGACCCGGUGGCAUCCUCAGCUGAGUAUGAGCUGGAGAAACGGGUGGAGAAGCUGGAACUUCUCCCUGUGGAACUGGAAAAAGAUGACGACGGCCUGGGCAUCAGUAUUAUAGGAAUGGGGGUCGGCGCUGACGCAGGCUUAGAGAAGCUGGGCAUCUUCGUCAAGACUGUCAUAGAGGGUGGAGCAGCAGAGAGAGAUGGAAGAAUUAAAGUGAAUGAUCAAAUCGUGGAGGUUGACGGCACCAGUCUGGUGGGAGUAACUCAGAGCUUCGCUGCUUCUGUCCUAAGAAACACACAAGGAGUGGUCAGGUUUGUGAUUGGCCGGGAGCGUCCAGGGCAGCAGAGCGAGGUGGCUCAACUCAUCAGUCAGACUCUGGAGCAGGAGAGACGUCAGAGAGAGAUGAUGGAGCAACAGUACGCCCAGUAUGAUGCUGAUGAUGACGAGACAGGGGAGUACGCCACGGAUGAGGAGGAGGAGGCGGGCCAGACAGGAACAGACAGAGAUGUGGCCAUUGAGGUUUUCGAUUUACCCGAAAACGAGGACAUCAUCUCGCCAUCAGAACUGGACGCCACCAAACUUUAUCAGAAGUUUCGAGAGCUGCAGAUUAAACACACUGUCACUGAAGCUGAGAUUCAGAAACUCAAGAACAAGCUGGCCGCGGUGGAAAAAGAGAAGUCACGGUGGGAGAGAGAGAAGACGCAGCUCAAGCAAAGCAUUGAGGACAAUAAGGAGAGGAUGCUAAAACUGGAGAGUUAUUGGAUCGAGGCUCAGACGCUGUGCCAUACGGUCAACGAGCAUCUGAAGGAGGCCCAAAGUCAGUAUCAGGCCCUGGAAAAGAAGUACAACAAGGCCAAGAAGCUCAUUAAGGACUUCCAGCAGAGAGAGAUGGAGUUUGCUCAGAGGGAGGAUGCAGAGAAGAAGAGGCUGGAGGAGGCGGAAAAGGCUCAUUUGGCUGAAAUCCAGAGUCUUCAAGUUAGGAUUGCUACUCUGGAGUCAGAGCUAAUGCAGCUGAUGAAGCAAAAUGGCAUCCAGGUAAACAAUAACAACAACAGUGCUGAGAGCCGAGCCCAGCUGACUGAAAGACUGACGGCCUUACAGUGUCCAAGGAGAAGUGUUGCUGGAGGGGAACUGGGUGAGCUGACGGGAACCAGCGGAACUCACCCUGAGAGAAACGAUAGGGGCUCUGGGCCUCAAUCCUCCAGGGUGGCCGGUGCCACAGAGGCCAGGCUCAGGCACCCGCAGCCUCAGCAGGGACCUGAUAAUGAGGGCUCUUCAGCAAGUCGAGAUGAGAAAUCUGGCAAAAAACUACUAGACUUGGGAUCUUCUCUGAGGAAAACUAAAGGGAAAGAGCAGGAUCUGAAAGGAUCUUCUGGCAAAAGCUCCACAGAACCUUCAGGAGAGAACAGCCCUGAAAGAUGCAAGAGCAAGAAGUCUUUUUCCUGGCCACGCCUCCUUUCCUAUUCAUAUUAUGUGGGUCCUGGUGUCACUGAUGACAUCAGCCUCAGCAGCACUAGCUCCACAGAGAUCAGUGGCGUCUUGACUGACGCCAAGAUGUCCGGCCGAUCGCAUACGCUAAUGCUCUCCUCAGAUGAGAGUGUGGAUAUGAUUGAAGAUGAGAUUCUAGAUGACGGUCCUCCUCCGAAGCCGUACCAGUGGCAGAACCGUAGUGUGACUGAAUGGACGUGUCAACAGGUGUCAUGCUGGCUCAUGGGUCUGAACCUGGAACAGUAUGUCUCUCUUUUCACUGCCAAGAAUGUAGAUGGAGAACAGCUACUGAAACUGGACAGCACAGCACUCAAGGCUCUGGGUGUAGAGUCCUCUCAGGAUCGGGCUCUGAUUAAGAAAAAGCUGAAGGAUCUGAAGGUGUUGAUGGAAAAAGCGCGAAAAAACAGAGAGAAAAUGGACAAACAGCGCAAAAAGGAACUGGAGCAGGUCCGGAAAAAUAGCAACUCCUCCGGACCAGGAGAGGGCGCUACUGAAUGACAUUACUCACCGCACUACUAUCUCACCAUUAUAAGUACAGAUGAGUUCAGCAUUUCACGGAACUGAGAGUUCAUUGCAAAAGGGGCUAUUGAGCUGCCAUUGGAUGAAUUGAAACCAAAAUUUCCAGAUAUGGAUUUUGUUAUUUUUACCGAACAAUAUUCAGGUUUUUUUUUUUUCGUUUUAGCAGAAUGAUCACUGCUUUUUUGGUUUCCUAUAUUUUAUGUCUGAUUAAUAUCUAUUUAUUUGCAUAUGGAGAAUAUGUAUAUAUUGAACCAGAGCAUAUCAGCUCAUAACUCAUCCAUGACAGUUAAAAUCUCUGCAUUACAAGCACCUUUAGACAAUGUACAUAUGCAGAAAGCAUAUACAUGAAUAUGUCUAACGUGCCAUUUUUCUAUCAAAAGCAGGAUAGUUUGUUCAAGGAACGCGGAAAGUUUUUAAUACGCUGGCUUUGACAAAGCACAGGUCAUAGAGAUGGACAGUGUCGCUGUCGAGUGUCUCUUCACCUCAAAGAGUUUGAGUGCUGCUCCCAAGAACCACUACAGUCUGAUUCACUGGCAAACACAAACCUUACUGUGAGAAGAAAGCCAUUCCGGGUAAUGAGAUAUUACGGACCCUCAAUGUGGAUAUUUCACUGUAUACUUUCAACCUCCUGUUUGGAUCUCCUUCAUCGACCUGCCAGUAUUCGAGAUGAAUACAACUGUCGUGUAUGUUCUUCUCCGAGCUUGAAUCCUCCGAAUGAUCUUUGGAAGAAAAAUGGUGGCAGUGGGAUACUAAAUGUUUUCAGGAGCCUGCCAUUUUAAACUCUUCUCCAAAGAUGCAAGACUUAUAUUCCAAAAAAAAAAAAAAAGCAAGAAAAAAGACCCUUUGCUGCUUCUGUUUCACAGCUACCUGCUUCUAGCCCUCUCCAUCGCCCUGAGCUAGAUUCUCAGUUAGACCCAAGUGCUGCCUUUUGAAGUGCUGUUUAGAUUUUUAGUUGAUUUUUUAUGGUUUGAGGUUACAGUCUGGAUCACACCAGAUUGUGUGAAUGCACCUCUGUUUUACCAGUUGUAGAGCAGAUGACAAAUGUGCACUUAAAAUGGACCUAUUUAUGUACAGUACACUACCAUUCAAAAGUUUGGGGUCAGUAGGAUUUCUAAAAGAAAUGAAUGCUUUUACUCAGCAAGGUUGCGUUAAACUGAUCAAAAUUGACAGUAAGGACAUUUAAAAUAUUUUAUACGGGGCCACUGAAUGCUUGAAUCUGACUGGCUGACGAAGGUUUCUAAGGUGUGCAGUUAUUUUUGGGGAAACGCACAGGCUCGGCGAACGUAGUUCCAGGUCGCUCUUGACGGCAUUAUAUGUCUAUCACUUUGCCACAUGAUUUGAAGUCCCCAUGAAAUCAAAAAUAAAUGUUUUUUGCUUUUAGUAUGAAUAUGUUAGCCUUAAGGUUAUCUAUAAACUAGUGUGCUUCAAAACAAGGACAUAAUUUGUGUUUACAAGAUAUAAGCAAUCAAAACUUACAGUCUCUCGCUUCCACCAAUAUGGAUCAACGGUUUUGAUGACAUCACGCUGCACUUCAGCUUCUCAUCAAACAUUCUGUCCAAUCAAAUGCUCUCUAGAAUCUGAAGCGUCCUGCCCCCGCAACUAUAAAUAGACGCUGAAGCUGAGGCUGAGAUCGGUCGCUUGUUUACAUUGUUAGUAUAUUCAGGGAAACGCACGGCGAAUGUAGUUCCAGGCAGCUCUUGACCUCAUUACAUAUCUAUAUCACUUCGCCACAUGAUUUCAGUUAUUUCAAAGGUCCUUAAGUUAACCGCCUAAAACAGCUAAGUAGCCCACAACGACACUGGCCAAAUAAAUAAAUACAGUAAUUAACAGGAUAAAAACGACAGAUUAUUUACAUGUUUUGCCACAAAAUUACGUUUUAUUAUGUACGGAAAGCACAUAAUCUAUUUCUCCCACUCUCUCUCCCUUACAAACACACACACACACACUAUACAGUUUGCACACACUUUAACAUAGGCACUAAUGUUGUUAGCGCUGCUCUGACGAUUUGAUCAGUAACAGUUCAACAACUUAAAAAUAUAUUAAGUUUUAAAACUUAGUAUUUUAAAUUGUAAUAUUUCACAGUAGUAUUGUUUUAUUCUGUUUGUGGUCAAAUGCAGCCUUGGUGAGCAUAAGAGAUUUACUGACCCCAGACUUUUAAAAAGUAGUGUAUGUUAUUCCAUCAGGCUAGGUUUUAUUCAGUUUGAUCCCGUUUUCUUUUUUUAUCAGUUAUUUGUCACAUUCACAAAGAAAGCACCAUGAUGUAGUAAAUAAGUAUUUUGUAAUGUCAUUUACUGCAUAGACUAACCAGUAUCGCCUCUAUCGGUUUAUCUUGGUUGUACUUUUAAAUUUAUGCAACACAUUUCCCAUAUGUAUCGACUGUAAGUAUACAAAACACAGUAGCCUACAGAUAUCGUUUUGCAUUUCAGAAUCCACUUUGAUGAGUCAAAUUAACCCUGUUUAACCCACAUUCUAUUCACUGCCCAAAUUUAUAUGUUCGUAUCACAUUUAUCUAAAUUCUGCAUUCUUGUAAACAUGCUGUUUUCCCAUCCUUGAUGAUACAUAUUGUUCAAGUUUACAUUUGAAUUUCGGAUUAUUUCCAUAAGCAACACGAAGGCAGCUUCAGUGGUACUUGGGCACUGUACAGAGGACAUUAGGCAGUGCCUUUUGACCCUGUGGAUUUAUUACAAGCACUCAAAUGUGACCAUUUAAGAAUAUAUUAUUGCUAAUUACUGAAUUAUUAUUUAUCUCUAAUAAUUUUAAGUCUGUCAUAGUCUAUUUAUUUUUUUGUUCCCAAUCGAAAUGUUUGUAAAUCAGUUCACAGUAUUUAUUUACAAAGCAAAAAUUAUUACCAAAAAACUUUAAUCAACAAGUCUGAGAAUUAGGAGAUUGUAUGUUCGUUCAUUAACUCACAAUGCUCUUGUGAACAUAUCUUUAUUAUUGUAAUUGCAAUAAGACGCUCGUCUUAACAUUACGAAAUCCUUUCUAGCCCUCUGCUAUGAAUCAGCUGAAAACAUAACCUGCUGUAGAUCCAAAUCUAACCUGCCUAUCCAUUUACGAUAUACUGACUUUUGUAUGUGAAAGUUAAGCAAUAGCUUUUAUUCCCAGUGUUUUUUUUAAUCGAUUCCAUGAGGAGACCGAAGACCGGGUCUGUCUGUUUGAAUGUGUCUGUGUGCAGGGAUAAUCACGUACGGAUCUAAGGACAGAAGUGUGGUUCUCUAUCAUGGGUUAUUUGUUGUUUUCACUCUAUAUGGCAGAGUCAGUCAGGGUAUAUAGAGGAACUGCACGCAACGCCUGAGAAAAGAGCAUUAACCUGUGUAUUUUUGUUCGUCAUACCCGCAUGAGGGACCUCAAUGUGCCAUACCCAUUCUUUCCAAGACUACUAAAUUCUAUCCUUUAUUUUUGUUCAUGGAAAAUUAAAAGCCUUGUGAAAGUUUGUCAUGUUGGACUGUAAAUACACUUCAAAUGACAUAUUUGGUCAGAGAAAUACAAUGAAUGAU